Mytilinidion resinicola is the source of this 1640-nucleotide messenger RNA. RefSeq lists its product as uncharacterized. NCBI's taxonomy places the organism in Eukaryota, Fungi, Ascomycota, Dothideomycetes, Mytilinidiales, Mytilinidiaceae. Gene Ontology annotation, molecular function: DNA-binding transcription factor activity, RNA polymerase II-specific; zinc ion binding. Gene Ontology annotation, biological process: regulation of DNA-templated transcription. The record is from RefSeq and is a predicted model, not a curated record. Bases 1 to 1488 code for a protein of 495 amino acids. The transcript is spliced from 7 exons.
AUGGUAAACUUUGGGGCCUCCCGAGCAUGCCAAACGUGUAAGCAGAGGCGGAAGAAGUGCGAUGAAAGCCGCCCAAACUGCCAGCGAUGCAUUAAAGCUGGCCGCGUCUGCCUGGGCUACCAGGAGAAUUCUAGCGUUUUAUUUCGCCAUUACGGCCCUCCAACGCUAAAUGAACCACCAUCUGCUGUAAUGCAGACGCCGACUUCACCGUCUGGAGUAGUGAUUCCUGAGCCUGACGACGAGCAACUAGAAAGAGACGCGCUGGCGAUCUUCUUUGACGAUUACUGUGUUGAAUCGGCGGAUAGAACCAUCUCACGUGGGUUCCUUGACGGCCUCAAGCCCUUGAUUGACCAUGCAGGGGAGUCUUCGGAUAUCGCCCAAGCAGCUAAGAUUGUCGCUCUUGCAACGACUGGAAAUAGGCUACGCAGGCUGAAUAUUCUGUGCAAGACUAAGCAGCAAUACGGAGGCCUGCUUCACUCGUUUCGUUCGACGCUUAUGCGUGCCACGGAGUCUGACAUGGUAGAGACCUUGAUGAUUGCAGUACUAUUAGGUCUCUAUGAGAUCGUGAGCAGCACCGAAUCAGACCCCGGCCAGCGCAAUGCUCACGUCUCAGGUGUUGGCGCCAUUCUCUCCAACAAAGACUCACCAUUCGACCUCACCACGGGCACUCGUUUGUUUCAGCUCGGCAAUGCCUUUCUGCUUCCGGAAUCUCUACCACAACCCGAAAAUGUCGGCCUGCUCUGUGCACCGAGUCGCAACGGCUCAGUCUUGGCUCUAGACGGCAUUCUCAUCAAUGUCAACCCUAUUUUCAAUCUAGCUAACGAUUUGUUCGUUGCCCCAUCUUGUCAACUAGAAGAUGUGCGGACGCUGCGACAGGAGGCAAUAGCUCUGGAGCGACACAUAUCCACAUGGCCCACCAGAUUGACAGGAGAAUGGGCACCUCACGUAGUCGGAAACGUUAGCGAGGCUCAACUGAGAUCUUCCCACUCCCCAGGCUGGCCAGGAACGGUUGACAGCUACUUCGACCUAUAUGUUGCUGCAGUUUGGAACACAUAUCGAAAGACGCAUCUGAUGAUUUUGGACAUCAUCGUCAAGUGCUCGAACUACCUCGAGCCAAGCGACGUCUGCUUCGAACUACACCCCAAAGCUCGACAGCUUGCCAACGACAUUGCUGCCUCAAUUCCUUAUCACCUGACAAAUGACGCCGCUAAGUAUCUUCAACACGUCCAGCACGGCGUGGAAGCACAAUAUGACGGGCGGCCGGUGGGCGGCUUGCUGGUACUACAUCCACUUUGGGUCGUUGCCAAUGCUUCGGUCGUUUCCCAUGAGUUGAGCACCCAUAUGCGCAACGAACUUUCGUGGAUUGGGCACGUAAUGGGGAUUGGGCAGGCUAACCAGCUUGCUAGCUCACGUGCCCUGCUCUCGUCGCAGCAUAUCGCUCAAGGGCACGUUCUUAUUUGGGCGGGGAUGCUGACACAGCCAAUUUGAGAUCUGAGCGACCAUUGGGAGCGACCUUCAUGGUCAAUUACGUGCUCCUGGAAUACCCAGCCCGAGACGCAUGGGGAUAUAUCGGCGGACGUGGGUGGUGUUCUCUUCACAAGCGCGCGCAAAGCUAACCCGUUGAAGCAGACGAGCUUCUG